AUACAUGGAUGUGUGCUUUGGAAAAAUUAUGGAGAAAUACUCCAAAAUAGUUGGAUGUUCUGAAAAUUAUAAUGUAGUGAGAGUGCUAUAAAUAGAUCGGUACAGUUCAAUACGACGAUCAAACCGAAAGUAACAUAUAUGUACACGGAAUUACCAGGAAAAGGUGGAGAUAUAUAUAGUUAAAUACAGUUUGUAACUUAUGUCACACAUCCGUUGAAUGUCCAACUGAAUCCAGCGAAAAUGUAAGCGAUGAUGAGGGUUCUGUAACCAGGCUUUCAUUUGAGACAAUCUAUGACGUUAAAUGGCCUACGGACGCUCUCGAGAUUCAGAUGACGAAGGCGGGUUGGACUCGUGGCUGGAGAGGAUCAGGGAAAGUGACGCCCUGGUAGUGUACGAACAGGACGAUGAGUACGAGGUUUUCAAAACGGUCCUUCAGUACUUUGAUUCCCAUGGUCUGACGUACGCCUUACCGCAGAUUGAGUACCCGGGGGGAAAUGUGAUGCCAUCCACGAGCAAAGCCAUAGAGAAUGCCAAGAAAGUACUGCUUAUCCUCUCCCAGAAUAGUAACAACGCUAAAUUCUCGCUUGAAACUUUCCUUGCUUUGGAGAAGUGUGUCAAACACGAUCAGCUUUGUCUGACCAUUUUGACACUCCGUGGAUUCGAACGCACGAACAUUGCGCACAUUCCAAUGCUGCAGAACGCAACCAUUGUAGAGCUGGAUUAUAAUCGUCAAGAGAUUUGUUUGGAGGCUGUCGUUAAACAUAUAAAAGAGCAGGAUGUUACGCUGAAGAGCGUGAUUCCAGCAGGAAAUUUCGCGACAGGCUUGGCUUGGAGCCACUUCACCGGCUAUCUAAAAAUAAUCCUUCCUGAUAUACCCCGACUCAUCCGCGAGUCCAAGACGUACAGAGAAAAUCCGGGCCGGUUUGUGGAGAAAUUCUUCAUCCUGGUUCCAAGGUCUGGCAGAGCUUUUCCUCUGACAGAAGACACGAGAAUUUCCAAGGAAGACGAAGAAUUGUUACUGAAGAAGACCGUGAAUGGCGCGCCGAGGAGAUACUCGCCCGUGGUGUAUAGAAUAUCGGCCGACAACGGACAGCACCAUUUCUGUUGUGCAGAAAUCCCGAGUGCGUUUGACACGAUUGGUAAAGUGUUUGAAGAAAUUUUAGAACACAUUACGCCUCAACAGAGAGCGAAUGAAGUCGAGCGAUUCUACUACAAGCUACAAGAAAUAUUGAACUACCAACUGAAUGACAGGCUUGGUGAUACAGUGGAAGUCAUCUUGUAUGACGAUGAGACAAAAGAUGACAGCGCCAUGGCGUCCCAUCAGCUUCUCAAGCGCUUCUCCAGAACAGGCGCCACUUCCGACUUGCCACCAACACCAAAACUGGAAAAGAAGAACAUCAAAAAUGACGUGUGUCUGUUGUACGCUGAAUGCGAUUCAAAAUAUGCCUUUAAUGUUAGAGUAGCUUUACAAAGCAAAGGGAAAAGAGUCGCAAAAGUGGAGCUGCCUGACCAGAGUCUCCACGAGACCGAACAGAGGGUGGCGUCAUCAGCGUGGGUGGUGCUCUUUAUGUCGACCAAUGCUAUGUCAAUGUCCAAGUCAGAGUGCAUGCCCCUGUGGAUGGCCAACUUGCUGAGCGUUAGCCUUGAAGACAACGAGCUACGCGUCAUACCCGUGUUAAUAGACGCCAACCCAAGCGCAAUACCGGACUUCAUACGCUGGGUGACGUACAUCAGUGUCGAGGAGGAUGGAUAUCAAGACAGGAUCCUGGAUAUCAUUAAUGGAAAGGCAAUUUCGAUGAAAGCACUAUCCCCGGUUGGUAAUGUUGCCUACGGUCUGGCUUGGGCUUUCUUCAUGAAUUACUUGAAGCACGCGUUAACAGAUCUCAGAAACAGAAGUGAAGCCAAAUUGAAACAAAUCAGUGCAGACCCCAGGAAAUGUCUUGCUACUUUGUUUGAAUUCAUACCGAUGUCUGGAAAAACAAUUAAUAAGUUGGAUGAAAUAGAAACGUCUAAAUACGGCAUAGAAAACUUCGGAUCUGUCGGACCAAUAGAAUUGAUGGUGUCUGGCGUCUUGCGAAAAUUCGAUGUGAAUAUGUAUGGAAUCUACAAGAAAACUUAUUCCAAAGAACCUAGAGAAUACGUGAAAUAUUUUAUGGGAGAAUUUGCAGCUCCACUGCGAACUUUACGAUCGAUGCACGAACUUUUUGCAGGGUUGAACAACCAGCAACUGGCGGAACAAAUAAAACAGUUUAGGGAAGAAAUGGAUUAUAUACUGUCACAAGUGACCACUGACGAAAACCAUCUCCGUUACGUCAGUGAAAAUUGCAAGCAUCUUUUGUAUGACGAUACAAAAGAAAAUCUCAUUGAUGUGCUUUUGAAAGAGAUAGAUAGAAUGGAAAGGGCUCAAAAGGUAGUAAUUAAACUUGGAACCAAUACAAGGGCUAGAAAUGCAAUGCGAGAACAAUAAAAUCAACGACUCACUUUGGCAGUGAAAACAAUAAUGAAGUCACCAUUACCCUAUGGGGAGCAAAUCUGUGAAGACAUUCCUUGUUACUUUUUCUGUUAUUUUUAUGAGCUUCUAAAAUAUAUUUUGAUGAGAAUAUGUUGUUCUCUUAUUUUGCAAAAUGUCAAUUAAAUGUUUUCAGACUC
Messenger RNA from Magallana angulata, 2649 nucleotides. RefSeq lists its product as uncharacterized. The coding region runs from base 302 to 2467 and encodes 721 amino acids. Gene Ontology annotation, cellular component: endoplasmic reticulum membrane; autophagosome. Gene Ontology annotation, molecular function: 2',3'-cyclic GMP-AMP binding; cyclic-di-GMP binding. Lineage: Eukaryota; Metazoa; Mollusca; Bivalvia; Ostreida; Ostreidae. Gene Ontology annotation, biological process: positive regulation of type I interferon production; reticulophagy; signal transduction. The transcript has 11 exons. The record is from RefSeq and is a predicted model, not a curated record.